AUGUAUCAAGUACCCCUGGUUUCCGCCAAUCUCGCAACGGUGCCCGUUCAGAGUUUCUUCUAUGGCGUGUUCUUCCUACUCUUCGUCACCUCGACGUACAAUGCACAGCUCAGUGUAUCUGAUAUGCGCUCUGUCUGGAGGAACUCUAUGUUUUCAGCCGGCAUUGAGAUGUUUCUACGCAUCACAGGGGUCCGUCUUUUCCGAUUCAAGUGCCGUAUUGACGAGGCGAGUGAUGCUGGCGCGUCGCCGCUCACCUUCUACUCUGACUUGGCCCCGAAGACCAAGGUUGUGGGCCUCUCCUUGGCAGACGUGACACUAGCCGUAGGAGAUGCAGCUCUAGUGAUUCCACAAUCCUUGUCCACCUCUUCAUGGAACUACCACAAACGCGUUGCUGUAGUUACCCUUCUCAUCUUUGCCACUUCACUCAAGGAUCCCCAUUAUGGAGCUGACCGCGAUGUCACCAUAUUCAGGCACGUAUUUGGCCGCUGGUGA
Messenger RNA from Sparassis crispa, 492 nucleotides. RefSeq lists its product as hypothetical. The transcript is spliced from 2 exons. NCBI's taxonomy places the organism in Eukaryota, Fungi, Basidiomycota, Agaricomycetes, Polyporales, Sparassidaceae. The record is from RefSeq and is a predicted model, not a curated record. The coding region runs from base 1 to 492 and encodes 163 amino acids.